This is a messenger RNA of Nilaparvata lugens (brown planthopper), 2034 nucleotides long. Its product is annotated as tubulin epsilon and delta complex protein 1. Bases 292 to 1059 code for a protein of 255 amino acids. The transcript has 6 exons. Lineage: Eukaryota; Metazoa; Arthropoda; Insecta; Hemiptera; Delphacidae. The record is from RefSeq and is a predicted model, not a curated record.
UUACCGUAACUCUAGCCACUGCGUUAAGGUAGAGUCGUUUCUACCUCACUAUAGUGGUCUUUGAUCUGCGAGUGCGCGAGCCGAGGAAGACAUUAACAUAACCUAAAACCUACAACAAAGUUUUUAAAUUACCGGUAGUGCGGAGGCACUGUAUUAUUUUUAAAAUUAGGGAGUUAAUUAAAACGUUUAGCAAAAUUACAUUGUCAAAGAAUGAACUUUAUGAUGACUGGGAAUAUAAUAUGAAAUGGUUCAUUGUUUUAAUCUAAGAAGCAAAGUAGAAAUACUUCCACUAUGACUGAAGUGAAGUCAGUAAUUUAUCACCUUUGUAAACUUUUUAAUGGACUCUUCAGUAGUGAGAUCAUUAAGCCAGAACACUUUCGUUACAGCAAAUUUGAUGAAACUUCUGAUGAAGUGGUUCCCGCUCUUUGGAAACUUCUUCACAACCUUUGUUGCUCCACCACUCAAAAGAAAAUGCGAUGUGAUUCUGCAGAUAUUGUUAGCUGUGUGAAACUGGCGUUUGCUCGGAUGCGAUACAGUUGUCUUUCCUUGUUCAAUUUGCCAACCAACAUGAAGGUUGGUAGCCGAGAGCUACUUCUGGCCUUGGCUUGGUUACUGACCACUGAUCGGCUUCAACAGCUCAUUCAUGAGUUUGUGAGCAAGUCACUUCUUCAGCACGAGUAUCCAUCAUACUCUGCAGGUGAGGAAUUGGGUGCAUUCGAAUCCAUCAACUUGAAAAGUGAAGAAGACAUUAUCAACUUCAUAAAUUGGGUUAGUGGCAGAGUCAAGACUAACAUGGCAUACAUCAGGAAUCUAUCAAGAGAAUUGAUCACUCAUACAUCAAGAGUCCACUGUGCUACACUAGGUGCAUUUGGAGUGGCUCAUUUGUCAGUACAAAAUGUUGUAUUACUGAAAAAGCACGCUUUUAUAACUGAGCACAUGCUGGAAGACUGUAGUCACACCAUCAUUGUAUUGCAGAACUAUCUGCUGUGGACGAAGAAACAGAAUUCUUUCUGGAACUGGAUGGAAAGUGUAAUGGAAGAAGAAGAGCGACAAAAGUGAAUCGAAUAGAAUAUGUUUUAUUAACGCAGACAUAAUAUCACAAUUUUACAUAUAGGACAAUUUAUAUUAUAAUAUAAUUAAAAUCAUGAUUUAGACAAUACAACAAAGUACAUGAGGCCUAAUCAUUAGUCUGUAAUAAUCAACUCAUAUUUAAAUCUCAUUCCUAUAACUUCCUGUCCAUAAACUAAUUGGAAGGCCCAUUCAAGAGGAAUGUUUUUGAAAUCUGUUUGAACUUCCUGUAAUUAAGUUUUCUCUCCUCAAUAGAAUCUUAAUCAUUGUUUUAAUUGUGGCAUUUGAAAGAUUUUGGUCAUCUUUAUACAGAUUAACUAGAUCUAGAAGAAUGUGCUGUAUUAGGCCCAAUCCAUAUAUUUUGUAAAAAUCAACAUGUUUGUUGACGUGUUAUCUAGAUUUAAAUUCUGAACAAGUUUUCUAUUCUGAUCAGUGAUUAAUAAUUCUUAUCAAAAUUGUCAUAACAAUUAGUUUAAAUAAUGCCGAUCGAAUGUCUACUGAUUUUGAAUGUAUGAAGAUGUGGCAUUUGCAAGUUACUGUUAGGUGCAUUGGGCCUACUUCUAUCCACAUCACAAUGAAUAAAUUGUCUUUUGCUUUCUUUAAUAUUGUUCUUUUCAACACUUCACAUAAUGAAUGUUUACCCUGCCCGUCCAAAUGUAAUUAAUGUCGCAUAUGUAUAAGGCCUUUCUCUAAUUGCUCAUUUCAACUUAUUAAUCACUAAAUUAGCAUGUGAAUUAGAAAAUAAGUCAUACCUUUAGGGAAUAGCAGAUGCAAUUUUCUAUUAAUUUGUAGAUCGCUGCACGAUUAUUACUAAUCACUCUACGAAUUUCUGGAUGGGGAACGAUCGACACCACUCGAGAGUUGUUGAUUAUUGACUGGUACAACUUAUCGCUAUGCACUCCCGGAUCUAUGUAUGCGUUAUAUCUAAACUUUUAAUAAAAUAAAAUAUUUAAAAAAACUCCUGAA